Galendromus occidentalis (western predatory mite) is the source of this 621-nucleotide messenger RNA. RefSeq lists its product as uncharacterized. The record is from RefSeq and is a predicted model, not a curated record. The coding region runs from base 143 to 574 and encodes 143 amino acids. Lineage: Eukaryota; Metazoa; Arthropoda; Arachnida; Mesostigmata; Phytoseiidae. The transcript has 2 exons.
CGGAUAUGAGAAGAUAUCCUACCCUCAGACUCAUUCAUUCGCUUUCCAGGGACCCAUUCAGGAGGGCCCCAGUUUCGUUCACUCAGAACCUGGAGACUCGGAGGACAGGGCUCUUUGGAGUCUCAGUCCUCGCCGGUCAAGAAUGCAAGCAGCGAUUUUCACAGUGAUUCUUCUGUCUCUCUCAGUUUUAUUCGUUGAGCUGUCGGCAGUGAAUCCAGCGAUAUUUAAUAUCCUGGCGAGGAACAUUCACGGGCGGAACCCCUACAGCUCGUACAACCCGUACAACCCAUUCAGCAUUGAUGGUUCGAGAAAUCCGGGGAGCGAAUUCGCUCGUCGACGAAAAUGGCACUUGGACCACUUUCAAGAAUCCGAGUCGUCGUCUUCGGCGGAGGAGAUGAGAUACUCUGAGGGGAACGAUGGAACGGAAGCCUCCGUCGAGGGUGAAGAGAACGCGGAGGAAGCAUCGACGGAAGGAGUUUUCAUGCGCAAAAUUGUGAUGGCAUCGGGAGCGCAUAUUGUCAGGGACUCGUGGUGUCUCGUCAGUGAUUCUAAUAAUUGUAUACCUGCUUUAUGAGGAAAACCGUGAUUUGAUUCUUCGAGAAUAGAGAAACGCACAUUCAA